CCAGGAUCGCUUAUUAGUGGUGAAUCCCAGCGUCCGCUCGCCGAUAGACUUUACCGACACUCGAUAUUACUCGUCCGACUCGCAGACUCGUGCGCGCGUGAAGUGAUUUUACUCUUGUUUCAUCCCCAACUUCCUCAAAGGACUAAUCAAUGGCUAUACACUUCCAGAUCUUAGCACUUACGUGCGUCAUAGCACUAAGCACAGCUGAGCCCCCAGCCAACACAUACCUGCCCCCAGACCAGGGAUACAGCUACCCCCGGCCAGACCAAACCUUCCCUUCACCCUCGACGCCCUCAUACCGACCCCCAUCACCAUCCCCCUCGAUACCUUCCUACAGGCCGCCCUCGCCAGCACCUCCCCCGAGGCCAUCCUACGGCCCCCCACUACCCUCCCCAUCAGCUCGUCCCCCAACCCCCGUUUACACCCCGUCCCCCACGUACGGAACACCCUCCACGUUCGGAACUCCCCCACCGUACAAACCGGCCCCCAGCUACGGGCCACCCACUGGUUCCUACCCUUCACCCUCACCCUCUUACCCCUCCCCAUCGCCUUCCUACCCCUCACCGUCGCCCACUUAUGGAACACCUACCGGACCCUACAGGCCCCCAGCGCCCACUGGUCCAUCUUACGGUGGUGGCGAUUCUGGCAGUCAUGAUGAGCACGAGCACCACCAUGAGCCCGGCAUGCCAUUCGACUUCAACUACGCCGUGAAAGACGACUACUACGGCACGGACUUCGCCCACAACGCCAUCAGCGACGGCGACGUGGUCCGCGGCGAGUACCGCGUCCAGCUCCCCGACGGCCGGCUCCAGAUCGUCAAGUACACCGCCGACUGGAAGAACGGCUUCAACGCUGACGUCUCCUACCAGGGCGAGGCCUCCUACCCCGACCAGCAGCCAGGCGGCUACCCCUCCGGCGGCGCCCCCGGCGGUGGCUACCCCGCGGCCGGAGCCCCCGGCGGCUACCCCGCGGCCAAACCCGCACCUUCCUACGGACCCCCCACGAGCGGAGGAUACUAAUUGUGAUCUAGAGGCGAUGCACUCAUCCCAGUCGCGAUUCCUCCAAGUUCGCAAUUCUGUUUUUCAUCCAUUUGAACCUAUUAGAAAUAUGGAUUCCUAGUCUCACCUGCGGGAUGAUUAUUGAAAUCGGUAGACGAAGCGAUCGACAAAGUCCUUUUGGUUGAAACGGGUGGAUGUUA
This is a messenger RNA of Bemisia tabaci, 1198 nucleotides long. RefSeq lists its product as uncharacterized. Gene Ontology annotation, cellular component: extracellular matrix. NCBI's taxonomy places the organism in Eukaryota, Metazoa, Arthropoda, Insecta, Hemiptera, Aleyrodidae. The record is from RefSeq and is a predicted model, not a curated record.